AUGAAUACCGAACAUGAAUCGGAUGGUGAUGCACAUCAUAUCAGUGCUCAAAGCAAUACAGAUAGUGAAGUGGAUGCUGACAUACCAUCUUUGGAUUCAGACAAUAAUGACUGCAGACUCUCGGAGUUGCAACAAGCUGAUCAUACAGAAUAUUAUAAAGGCAAAGAUGGGGUUACAAAAUGGCAAAAAAACCCAUACAGGCUUGCAAUUCGUAACAGAGCUGAAAAUAUUAUUUAUCAUCUACCUGGCGUAAAAUCAGUUGCGAGAGACAAGAACUCACCUAUUCAGUGCUUUUCUUUAUUUAUUACUGAAUAUAUGAUUGCUAAAAAUUCGUUUGCAAUCUACUAA
This is a messenger RNA of Parnassius apollo (apollo), 348 nucleotides long. Lineage: Eukaryota; Metazoa; Arthropoda; Insecta; Lepidoptera; Papilionidae. The record is from the annotation of a GenBank genome assembly.